GUUCUUUUUGGUCGUCUUGCUUAACGAUACUUGAGUCGAAAUAGCUUUGUUGAUUGAGGGAAGUAUGGGCUUUUCUUAUAAACCAAUUAUAAGUCUAACACUCUCCCGUAGGGUUGUAAGAAAAUAAUUGAAUCGAUGGGUAACUUCCCACGUCACACAUUUAUGAAUUGAGUUAUGUAAUACCCAGUGGAUAGUUAGCCAUCCAAAAUUGAAAAUGCAAACCCACUGGGCCUGGAUGGACUUAGUUGGGCCUUCCCAGGCCUUCCUUUUCGUAAUGAGUAUUCGCUGUAGUUGCGAACUCGAGCCUUUUAACAAUCCAGAUCAAAAAGGUGGGAAAGCGAGCAAGCAGUGACUGAGUGGUUCGUCAUUUCGUCGUUGUGAAACCCACUUGGCCACUAUCGCAACCGUUUUGAACCGCCAAGAACCGUCACCAAAGUUCGACGACCAACAAAACACACAAUGCACUCAAUUGACUCUGUUUCAAAACCUUACCAGUUGUUUAUCAAUCAUGGCACUCCCAAUUCACCCACACAUGGCUAUGUCACUCCCAGCUCUCGCUCUCCUUGUUGCCACCGUCUUCCAACUUGCAAGUUCAGAUGAAGGAACAGUACCCAAGUUUGCUUUCAGUUGGUGGGAUGAUAAGAACACAUUCCAAGCCGGGGUUACUGCAACCAUAAAGAUCAAAGUAUUGGGAGAAUUUGACAGCAAGGGAAAUGCUUCACUUGAAAAGAGUGCUUUUAGUCCUACAAUCUCGGUGAAUGGAAAGAUGGGUAACAGUUCUUAUAUUUCUGGGGUUCUUCUGCUUACUGAGGAGGAUACUGGAAAUUGGAAAAUUCUCUUCACUCCAAUCAUGGUUGGGUUGUUUAAUGUGAUUAUUAAUGAAGAACCCUUUGAAGUAUUUGAUUCCUCUCUCCAUUUCAAUGUUACACCAGGACCUAUUUACCCAUCUGUUUGUGUUGCUUCAUGGAUGGGUCUUGCGAAUGAGUUUGAAGUGGGAGCAAAAGCUACCAUUCUUAUUCUUCCUAAAGAUGCGUUUGGGAAUAAUGCUCUCCCUACUGGUGAGGAACUGAAUUCUUAUAAUUUUAUGCUGAGAGCACAUUACUUAAAUGGUUCCAUUGCAAGUGUCCCGAACAUCACAUAUGUGGGUUGGAAUGAAGUUGGCAAUAUUCUCAUUGACUUCAUUAUGGUGAAAUCUGGAGACCUCUUAAUGCAUGUGCAAGGGGGAAAUCAAUCUCUGAAUGGCUCACCACUUACAUUCAAGGUGAACCCAGGACCGCUGGAUGUUUCCAAUUGCGUGGCCCAAUUGAAAUUUGAAACAAAUGCCUGGCAACUUUUCUCCAGGAUGGAAAUUUUAAUAUACCAGCAUGAUCGGUACAGGAACCUUGUCCCUGGAAAAUAUGAAUUUGAUGCUGACAUUGUUGAGAAGGAGACUAACCUUUCUAUGCCUGUGGCGGAUUUGCACUUCGAAGAGGUGGCACCAGGAAUUCAGUUAUUUUCAUUUAGCAUAUUGGAACCAGGGAACUUCUGGCUCACAAUAUCGAAUACAAAGCAUAACAAGAGCAUCUCAAAUAUGCCGUAUGCUUACACUGCCUUUAUAGGUUAUUGCGAUGGAUUGAAAAGCAUAGUUAAUGGUUCUGGUUUAAAUGAUUCUAUUGCUGGGGAAAUGGUGAAGUUUUCAGUUUAUCUGAAUGAUAUUUUCCAAUAUCCCUCUCCAGUUGAAGUAGAAAGGCUUCAAGUCCAAAUUGUAAAGGAAAAUGAUUCGUAUAGUCCACAGCCAACUAUCUGCCCAAUGCAGAUCAUCAAUGGAAGUAUACCAACCCCAGAAUGGAACUAUGUUGCUAUCAGUCAAAUAGCAAAUACUCCUGCACCAUCUAUUGCACCAUCUACAGAUCUGAGUAACACUUCUUUUGGAAGCUCGAAAGUUCAAGUUAGUGCUUUCAGUGUAAUUUUUACUCCUGAGAAGAGUGGUAUAUAUCAAAUUUAUGUCUUCUGUGGAAAUAUUUUGCUGAACGGUGGUCCAUUUACAAAAGAAGUAAAAGCAGGUGAGGUCAAUGUUUCUCUCUCUGGAAAUAUGAGAUUUGCCCCUAAGGUACCAAAGCUGGUCAAAAAUGAAAUACUUGUGCAGCUUGUGGAUUCGUAUUCCAAUCCUGUUCCUUUGCAACAAUCAAGGUUGAAUCUAGAGAUUGCUUCCACUAACAGGUCUGGUUUCUCAAGUUGGAUGUUUGUGGAUAACAACAAUGGGUCAUAUACUGGUUGCUAUCUGGCCAAUGAUGUUGGCACUUAUGAGAUGUGUGUUUCAUUUGAUGGCGAACGCUUAAACCCCUGUCCCUUUGGGGUAAAUGUUUACAGUGGUGAAUAUUUUCCAAAGGCCUAUGAUGAUAAUAUCUCAAUUUGGGAGGACGAGUCCAUUGCUUUUGAUGUUUUAGCAAAUGACUACUUUGCUGGUGACAAUGCAACCAUAAUUGAAUUCUCUAAGCCAGGUCAUGGUUCCCUUUUACAGCAUGGGCAACUACUUAGAUACACACCUUAUAAAGAUUAUUAUGGGAAUGAUUCUUUUUCUUACUCAAUAUCUGAUGUAAAUGGAAAUCUUGCCUCUGCCACUGCAAGCAUUUUUGUCCUCAGUAUCCCACCCCAUUUUGUAUCUUUUCCAAGUCAAUUGCAAGCUACCGAAGAUAUUUUACAUCCUAGAUUUGGUGGUUUCUCUGGAUUUGAGAUACGAUAUUCAGAUCCAACCGAGAACAUCUCUGUUGUUCUUAGUGCACGAUCAGGGACUAUCUUUCUGUCUCCUAUGAUGAUGCAAUUUUGGCAGCCAAUGGGGAGUGGCCUUUCUGUAAAACAUGGAGAUGAAGAAGCUAAGGAUUUGAUCUUAGAGGGCUGUGUAGAAGUAAUCAAUCUAGCACUUCAGUCAAUCCAAUAUCUCGGAAAUGAGAAUUUUUGUGGAGAGGAUAGCAUUCGAGUUUCUGCCAGGAACAGAAAUGGACCGAAUGACCUGGAUGUUCCAGUUUUUGUCGAACCUGUUAAUGAUCCCCCAUUUAUUCGCGUCCCUGGUUUUAUUGUAUUGAAGAGCAAUGGAGAAGAGUCUCUCAUCUUUGACAAAUUUAGGGACAAGUUUGAGUUCUCUGUUGGGGAUCCUGACCUUCUUAACUUCCCUGGUGGCGAGUCUCAAUUCUUAGUGGCAUUUUCUGUGGAAGUUAAUGAUGGAUUUCUGAUGGCUAGUCUACCAGCUGAUCUAAUUAAUACAACCGAACUCAUGCUAAUGAGUAGUUAUCAGUGGCAGCCUCUUCAGACAUAUGUUACAAUCUCAAAACAUUUUAUGGUCAAAGCUAAUGGAAUUAGAUUUCGAGGGACACUCAAUGAGUGCAACACCGUCUUGCAGCAACUGUUAUAUCAUGGUGGAGAGCAUGGUGCUCUUUUAACAAUCAAAUUAAAUGACAUGGGGCAUUAUGGAUGCUAUUUGGAUUGCGCUGAAGGGAUUUCUAUGCCGUUGCAUGCUGUAGCUACCAUAAAGCUCAUACGAAGACGGCCGAUGAGUUCCUUGGUUGCUCACACCCUAGGAUCAGCCAUUGUGAUUGAAUCUCUUUUGGUCCUUUUUCUUGGAGUUCUACUUCUAUUCUUGACAUGCAAAUGUGCGCUUCUACUUUUUAAUGAAAGAAGCAUCCGUAAAACGAGCAACCUGGAGCCAUCAAAAGUGCAAAAUGUACAGAAAGAAACUUCGAGUGGUGAUUAUUUAUCCGAGAAUGCAACUACUUGCUUUACAGGAUGUUGUUCAAGCUCCUCCUUGCUCAGCGGCCAACCUUCCAACUUUCGCCAGCGCUCCCGUUCUGGAAUCGGAAAAUCCAAGGGGCAGUUGUUUUUCCCCUCUUACUCGUCCAGUGAUCAGAUUCCUCCCCCUAGUUUUAUGCCACUUUCUAUUGAGAAAAAGCCAAGUGAAACAGCUUGAGCUUUGUUUGUUUAUAUGUAAAUAUGAUACCAGAGUGAGAACUGCACUUACACAUUGACUUAGACAUGAUCACAUGAUUAAGCACAACAUUUUUUUUA
Tripterygium wilfordii is the source of this 4038-nucleotide messenger RNA. Its product is annotated as protein GAMETE EXPRESSED 2. Gene Ontology annotation, biological process: pollen sperm cell differentiation; actin cytoskeleton organization. The record is from RefSeq and is a predicted model, not a curated record. The coding region runs from base 509 to 3940 and encodes 1143 amino acids. The transcript is spliced from 17 exons. Lineage: Eukaryota; Viridiplantae; Streptophyta; Magnoliopsida; Celastrales; Celastraceae. Gene Ontology annotation, molecular function: actin filament binding.